This is a messenger RNA of Gongylonema pulchrum, 468 nucleotides long. Lineage: Eukaryota; Metazoa; Nematoda; Chromadorea; Rhabditida; Gongylonematidae. The record is from the annotation of a GenBank genome assembly.
AGAGCGAAAGCAAAAUUCAGCGAUGAAGAAAUUCAAAUACGGGCUGCCUUCUUGUGCAAAGAGCUACCAAAACGAUUAACCCAGGAGAUGCAAUCUGCGCAGUUUGCGGAGGAACUGUCGAGAGAAAGAGCAAAAUUAGCAGUUCGGAUGAAGCUCAUGAGCGGCGGAAAAAUCGUUUCAGAGAAGAAAAUGGGCACAAAUUUAUCGCUAAUUCCAGCUUAUGGCGGUUUUUUUGAUUUUUUACAUGUUGCUCUCGCAGAUGCAGUGAAGAUCAUGACACAAUUAUUCCCAGGAUUCAACCCAGAAUCAUUGUGUUGGAUGCCAUGGACUGCCGAAGAUUUGCGUCGGGCAAUAGCUCUUAGGAGGGCUGGCACAAUGCAAAAAUUUAUUACGGAACAAUAUGAUGAGCCAACACUGGAGCAACGUUUGCGCGAAAAAGAAGUGUGGGACUCAAUUCUCACUCCAUAA